AGUUUUUUUGUGCAAUUUCGACAUGUGCAGGAGUUUGUCUGCAAUCUUUGAUGGAUUAAUUCCUCUCCUACACACCUGUCCUUUAUUGUUUUGUUUUUUAAGCUUCAGCACAUUUUGAUAUCAGAUUGUAUUGUUUCGGAAAAAGUAUCCAAGUAUUGAAAAUGUUGACAACCUUACUUUACACCGAACUCCAUAAACUCCAUUCUCAUGACGGGUAAAACUUUGGCUCAUGAACAUGUAAAACCAUCUGCUGCUUCAGUCCGACCAAUCACCGUUCAGCUGUGACGUCGUCAGCUCAAUACGCUGAUCAUCAAAUGAGGCUCCUCCGGGUCCAGUGAGUCCAGCUUGUGAUCCUGCAGCCCCGAGUCAGAAGAGGAGGGAGAACACAUUAUAGAGGAUCUUCAUCAUCUUCCUUAUCAGCAUCAUUUCCAUCAGUCAGAGCGGCUCGGAUCAUCCAGACCCGGGUCAGUAACCCGCUCCUGGCCCGGGUGAGUAUGAGACAGAGGCUGCUGAUGGACAGACUCGGAGCGCAGCCCGGAGACACAUGAAGAGGACAUGGAGACUCGGAGCUGUGGAGUCCGAAGCAUGUGCACCCUGAGCCUGCUGCUGGUGUCCGUGUGUCCGCUGUGCUGCAGGUCGAGCUGGAUGUGGCUGGGUGUGACCUCGACGGGGGUCCCGGAGAAGCAGGGCUGUGCUAACCUCCCUCUGAGCCACAAACAGAGAGAGCUGUGCCGGAAGAAACCGUUCCUGCUGCCCAGCAUCCAGGACGGAGCCCGACUCGCCGUGUCCGAGUGCCAGAGUCAGUUCAGACACGAGAGGUGGAACUGCUCCACCAGCGAGCGGCCGCCCGUGUUUGGACACGAGCUGACCAGCGGGACCAAAGAGACGGCGUUUAUCUACGGGGUGAUGGCGGCGGGGCUGGUCCACGCCGUCACGCGUUCCUGCAGUCAGGGGAACAUGACGGAGUGCGGCUGCGACGCUCAGCUUCAAGGCGGCGGCUUGUCGACGGACGGCUGGCACUGGGGCGGCUGUUCGGACCACAUCCAGUACGGGACCUGGUUCAGCCGCAGGUUCAUCGACAACGCCGCGAAAAACACGUCGAUGACUCGAGGAGGGUACACGCCGAGCACGAUGAACCAACACAACAGUGAGGUGGGCCGACAGGCAAUCGAGCAGACGAUGUCCACAGACUGUCGCUGUCACGGCGUCUCAGGCUCCUGCGCGGUCAAAACGUGCUGGAAGACGAUGGCGCCGUUCGAGCGUGUCGGCGUGUACCUGAAGGAGCGCUACGAGAACAGCGUUCAGGUGUCGGACCGCUCCAGGAGGAAGACGAGAAGGAAGGAUCAGCAGCGCCCCCCUGUGGACAAACAGCAGCUCAUCUUCUUCAACAAGUCUCCAAACUACUGCCUCGAGGACCGGCGUCGCGGCGUCGCCGGCACCAGGGGGCGCCGCUGCAACCGAACGUCCACCGGCUCGGACAGCUGCAACCUGCUGUGCUGCGGCCGCGGAUACAACACGCACGUGGUGAGGCACGUCCAACGCUGCGAGUGCAAGUUUGUGUGGUGCUGCUACGUCCGCUGCAAGCGCUGCGAGAGCAUGAACGACAUGCACACCUGUAAAUAACGACCACGCACCUGAAAACAAAGACAACACAUCUGUUAAAUAAAUACAACAGCACCUUGAAACACGACACACCUGUAAAUACAUCAAACCUGGAAGCUAACAAACACCUGUAAAUAAUCAGAGCAAUUCAUAAAAAAUGGCAUUAAAUGUUUUUGUAUUUUUACCAAUAAACUUUUAUUUUUA
Labrus mixtus (cuckoo wrasse) is the source of this 1806-nucleotide messenger RNA. RefSeq names its product wingless-type MMTV integration site family, member 16 (gene wnt16). Bases 556 to 1623 code for a protein of 355 amino acids. NCBI's taxonomy places the organism in Eukaryota, Metazoa, Chordata, Actinopteri, Labriformes, Labridae. Gene Ontology annotation, biological process: multicellular organism development; cell fate commitment; canonical Wnt signaling pathway. The transcript is spliced from 4 exons. Gene Ontology annotation, molecular function: cytokine activity; frizzled binding. The record is from RefSeq and is a predicted model, not a curated record. Gene Ontology annotation, cellular component: extracellular region.